CUGCUGGUAAAAGACCUAGGAAGACACAGUAAUACUGGUGAAAAAGGCUGUUGCUGGAAUAGCUUAUUCUGGCCGGGGAACUGAUAUAAGCCAAGCUAAAAGAACUCUUUUGGUGGUAUAAGCACCUCGAGCCGGCUGCUCCCCCCUCCGCCCGGCUGCUGUCUCCCCAAGGGGCUGGCGAGCCCGCCUGGCUGGAUUUCUUCCUUUGGCAUCAUGCCCCGCGUCAUCUAACAACCCAGACCCCCGGGCACCCAUCACGCUCCCAAUCCUGACAUGGCCAGGACCCCAUGUGCCUUCCCGCUGCUGCUGCUGCUGCUGCUCGGGCCGCCUCUCAAAGGACCAGCCCCCGCCCUGGGGUACAACAUUGACACCGUCCACCCGGAGGUGCUGGCCUCCAAUGCCAGUAGGAAUUUUGGGUACCAGGUGCUGCAGUUCAAAGAUGCAAGUAUCAUCGUGGGAGCGCCAGGUGACCAGAACUCCACCGGGGAGCUGUACCAAUGUGCUGUGAAGAAAGGCUCCUGCCAGCCCAUCCCAUUGCCGGCGAGUGCUCAAACGGCGCAUCUCGGCAUGUCCCUGGCGAGCAGUGGCGCAGACGCCCAGAUGAUCGCCUGCGGCUCUGGGCUGAGCCGAACGUGUGAUGGGAACCAGUACCUGAGUGGGAUCUGCUACCUCUUCAAGGGACACCUAGAGCAGCCCAAGGAGAUGACACCAGGGUUUGAAGUGGAUGUGGACGGGGAUGGGGACACGGACGUGCUCCUAGUGGGGGCCCCCCUGUACUAUGAGGACAGGAGUGGGGGCAGGGUCCACAUCUAUCGCUGGGACCAGGCCAGGCUCACCAACACUGCGGUGCUCCAGGGAGCCCUGGGGAACCCGCUGGGCCGCUUCGGUGCAGCCAUCACUGCCCUGGCUGACCUGAACGGGGACGGCUGGGCUGAUGUCGCCGUGGGGGCACCGCUGGAGAGCGCGGAGCGCGGCGCUGUCUAUAUAUACAACGGCCACCAGAGGGAGCUCAACACACACUACAGCCAGGUCCCAGUCAUGUCCCGUCUCCCAGCCUGGCACUAG
Messenger RNA from Chrysemys picta bellii (western painted turtle), 1065 nucleotides. The record is from RefSeq and is a predicted model, not a curated record. NCBI's taxonomy places the organism in Eukaryota, Metazoa, Chordata, Testudines, Emydidae.